GUUGACUUCUCAUUGACAACGAUAAUAUAAUAUGUCAUAAUUAGUGUGAUAAUCUCUACUGAAUAGUUUUUUUCAACUAUAUCAAAAUUCAGUGUAUUUUCUAAAUCAUUUGAUAAAGAAUUUCAAAAUGGUUAUGGGACAAUUUGUAACUACCUACAGAAAAGAUUAUUUGUGGCCCUACGUUAAAACAUUAGGACUCAGACCCGAGCCUGAACAUAUUUACAGUCCAGAAUAUAGAAGUCAAACUUGUAAAUGUCACUGUCUCCCUGCUGUUCCUCCCACGAGUCAACAGAGAACUUUAAUUGGUCCUGCCGCUCUUGGAGAUGAAGAAUGGAGUCGUCUUGGACCAAUGGGCCCAUUACUGGAGCCAAAAGUUUUCACAGCAAAAGUAUCAUCUGCUCCCGAAUCCGAAGUCAGCAGAUUCAAUCAACCGAAUGUAUUCAUGGCAAAGUUACAAGAAAAGUAUCCUUUCAUUUACGAAUGUCUAAGAACGGCUCCUCCAGAUGAUCUUAUAGCUAGAAUAAAUAAAGACAGACUUUCUAGCAGUUACCAAGUGGAUUACUGUCAUAAACAGGAAUACCCUAACGCUCCCUACGACGAAUUAAUAAGAGCCGCUGGAGUUGAGGGAUUGGCUCCGUGUCCAGAACCAACAAGACUUCCAGGAGAUAUUUGUAGACCUAUUCAGAAAAUGAAAGUGUACAAAAAAUGUUCUGCUUUCACUAACGAACAAUUCAAAACACGUGGUCCCGGAGGACGUGGAUCUGGAGGACAUGUUAGAGAUGAUUCUAAGCAAAUUCUUGGAGCAUGUAAGGGAGGAACAUUCACAGUAACUCCAGGAUAUACUGAAUAUAUGGACACAGUUUCUAGACUUGGUACCUUGAUAAUAAGAGACGGAUUACAUGAUCCUGUCAGAAGAUCGAAGAAGUAUAUCUACUAAUCAUCCAGAAUGUGCAUUAAGGAGACACAAGUCAUAAAAAUUAUCUAUUCACACAGAGUUAUGUUUAAUUUAUUGAUAGAGUAUACAAGAAUAAAAUUGUGGAUAACUUAAA
Messenger RNA from Diorhabda carinulata, 1049 nucleotides. RefSeq lists its product as uncharacterized. The transcript is spliced from 5 exons. Lineage: Eukaryota; Metazoa; Arthropoda; Insecta; Coleoptera; Chrysomelidae. The record is from RefSeq and is a predicted model, not a curated record. The coding region runs from base 128 to 937 and encodes 269 amino acids.